Messenger RNA from Oryza sativa Japonica Group (Japanese rice), 2382 nucleotides. NCBI's taxonomy places the organism in Eukaryota, Viridiplantae, Streptophyta, Magnoliopsida, Poales, Poaceae. The record is from RefSeq and is a predicted model, not a curated record.
GCAUGUCUAUAAAUAUACUUUUGGAACUGGCUAUCGUUCAAACCGGAAAUUAAAGGAGAGCUGAGCCUGAGCCUGAACCUUUUAGACACACGCAUGAUGGCUCCUCCUCGUCCAGCUUCUCGCAGUCGCACGCAGCGGCACCGUUUGUCUGCCCCAUUCAUGGUCCUCCUGUUCCUUGCACUGGCCACCAGCAGUACAGUAGCCAACGCCCAACUGUCCGACAGCUACUACGACGCUUCCUGCCCGGCCGCGCUGCUCACCAUCAGGACCGUCGUGUCGGCGGCGGUGCUGCUCGACCCCCGCAUGGGCGCCUCCCUCCUCCGCCUCCACUUCCACGACUGCUUCGUCCAGGGCUGCGACGCGUCGGUGCUUCUUGACGACACUGGCAGCUUCACCGGCGAGAAGGGCGCCGGGCCGAACGCCGGGUCGCUGCGCGGGUUCGAGGUGGUCGACAACGCCAAGACGCUGCUGGAGACGGUGUGCCCGCAGACCGUCUCGUGCGCCGACAUCCUCGCCGUCGCCGCCCGCGACGCCGUCGUCCAGCUCGGGGGCCCGUCAUGGACGGUCCUCCUGGGGAGGAGGGACUCCACCACGGCGAGCGCGUCGCUGGCCAACAGCGACCUCCCCGCGCCGUCCUCCACCCUCGCCACUCUCCUCGCCGCUUUCUCCAACAAGGGACUCACCACCACCGACAUGGUUGUCCUCUCGGGUACAGUACACGUACGCUUAAUUAUAUGCUAAUUAAUGAUCGCACGAUCUCUUUGUCUAAACUAAUCCAACACUAUCCUAGAAAUUAAUCAGCACGUACCGUCUAGACGAAAAUUAAAUUAAGAGAAGAAAUUUCUACAUCAAUAUUAUCGCUCCGAAUGAAUCACUCCUUCUACAUAGGUCCAUCUUUGCCUAUUAAACAUGGGGUACAUGAGGGUAGCAAGUUCAAAAUUCUCCGUACGUAGGAUAUGGGAUUUCUCUUGUAUAUAUAUAUAAUUCAAAUAUGCAUGCAUUCAUGGAUGGUCUUGGCUUUGACUCGAUCUGCAUCUCUAGUGCACAUGGCAUGUUGCAAAAUUGAAGGGUCCCAAAUUCAUAUAUCUGAAAGACUGAAUAUGCAUUACAUUAUUAUUAAUGAUAUGCACCGAUCAACCACAAAACUAGUGAUGAAUAUGAACCAUACAGUAAAUUUCCAUUUCAAAAACAACAAGCGUGAGUCACAUAAAGUAGUUAGAUUUUGUACGUAUGCGUGCGUGACAGCAGACAUAAGUACGAACUCCAUGCAUAUGCAUGCAUGCUUGUCUGUUCCAUACUUCCAUUAAUAAUUAAUUCUGACUGGUGUGAGCGCGAUCUCCUCAGAAGCGUCCUAAUGAGAGUAUACGUUCAUGCAUAUGCAUCCACACAAAAUACAAAUCGUGGAUCAUGCACACAUAUGGCUAGUAGCAAAAGCUAGUCAAGGUUAUGCAUGAAUUCAUAUAUGAUGCGUCGGCUUAAUUGUCUGCAUUCGCCUCAAUUCAAUACAGUACACAGUGAUCUCAAUAGUGAUGAUCGACGACGGCUGUCACCUUCGCUUUAGUUUGCAACCUCUCGCAACACGUAACAUGCCUCAACUAUCUGCACAAUGAUCGAUCGAUCUCGAUCAAGGUGACCACCUACCUAACUCUCAGAGUCUCAGUCGUUCACUAUAUAUCGUGCAUGGAACCACAUUGCAUGCAUGUCAAAUCAUGUUGCCGCGAUUGAUCGAUCACGAGAAAUCAACACACAUAGAUACACAAAUUUUAACAAUUUCAUCCUUUGCAAAAACUAAUUUUAUAAAUAAACGCGGUCAAAACUUAUUUCAAAAAUAACCUUCGUAUGACGCUGAAAUUUGACACCUCAGCGCCACGUCAACUGGCGUUGAAUGCCGUGCCACUGCGGAUAGGAGGCUGAUUCGGCGUGCCAACGUGCAUUCAGCGCUGUGCUAUUUAGCGUCGAGGUGUCUAAGUUCAGCGCUAUACGAUUUGACGCUGAACAAAAGGAUCUUUUUUAAAAUAAGUUUUGGCCACAGUUCAUUUGUAAAAUUAGUUUUUGCAAAGGGUCAAAUUCUCACAUUUGUGCACAGAGAUAUGUAUAGCUGUCUCACAGGAGAUUUUCUUUUUAUCCACUAUGUUCAGACCGCACCUCCACUUCUUUUUCUUAUCACUAUUCCGUACGUGCUCAUUUCCUUGUUGACAUUAUUAUUGGUGCACGUCAAAUCACGAAACGGCUAAUGGGCGAUCGCUCGCCUGGCGAUGGGGGCAGCGAUCAAUUCGCUCCCCCCUCCCUCCACCUGGUUUCAUUUUUUGGCACCGCAUUAUUUUCCUAUUUUAGUAAAUUUAUGCACCUAAAAUUUAUACACCUCAAGUUUACACAUCUAAA